CGGCGCUAACACAACACAACACAGCACCGCUCGUGUACUGCCCGCUACUCUAAUUUGUCCUCUACACUUGACCACUGCAGCUGGCUGGCUGGCUCGUGAGGGAUUCGUUAGGGGUGGACGGGUGGGAGAGUAGAGAAGAGCGUAGACAGACAGGGACGCCGCGUACGUGCGGUGUGGCAUUGUUCGAGGGCCGGCAGCUGUGCGGUGGGGGAGGAAUGGACGAGAAGCUGGCGAUGGCGAUGGCGGCGGCGGCGGCGAGCUCCGAGUGCAGCAGCGGCUGCCAGUCCGGCUGGACCACCUACCUCGACGACCACACCUCUUCCUACUCCUGCGGCACCGCGCGCUUCAACGGCAAGCCGUGCCAGCCGUACUACUGCGAGUACUACUCGGAGGAGGACGACCUGUCAAUGAUCUCCGACGCCUCCUCCGGCCCGCGCCAGCACAGCUCCGCCGGCAACGACGUCGAAGGUGGCGCCGCCGCUGCGCACGCCAAUGCGGAGAGGAAGGGGAGGCGUGAGGAGACGGCCGCCGCGGCGAGGCGGCAGAAGAACAAGAGGGCCGCCGCCGCCGCGGCGUCGUCUCUGCUCGAGGACACGGCCAGCUCGCCGCCCUUCUUUGUCUACUCCAAGGCGACGAGCUCGGGGGAGGCCAACGGCGGCUAUGGCGGCGCUGAUGAUGCCCAGAUGACAGAGAUGGGCAAUGCCGCCGACUUCUCGUACGCCUUCUCCACCACGACGGGAUUCAAGUCUCCCUUAAACGGGGCUGCUUUGAGCGGCUACAUGCAAAUGCAGUACUCCCCGGCCCCCGUCAAGCCGAUGCCCAGACGACAGAAAACAUUUCUGCAGGUGUGCAGAGAUGCGUCGGAGAAGAAGAGGUGGUGACUGCCUGCCCGAUGCCGGUUGGACUUUGUCCGUGCUCCGCGUCUUCUUCCUCGCUCGGCGGCUCUCUGUUGUGUACCUGUCCCAGAAAAGCCAUAGGAGAUGGGCAGGCAGGCUCGAGUGCGUUUGCAAAUCUUCCCCGGAUCUCCAAGAGAUCUUCCCUUGCGUUGCGAUGCGUCUAUUAAUCUCCACCUGCUUUGCCACCUAUCUCUCUCUCUCUCUCUCUCUGCCUGUCUGUCUGUCCCAUGUAGUAUGUUUUUCUUCUUCUUUCACGGUGGCUCUCUGCACCUGUUGUGUUCCUAUCUCCAGUUAGUCUCCCACUUUUUAGCUGUCAUUGCAGUGGGAAACAACAACCUGAGGCAGAACAAAAACAAAACAUGCGCGCCGACGUGAAAUCCCUUUUUGCACCUCCUCUCCUCGCGGUCAUACAUACUGUUUGUUUGUUGUAUUGUAGUAUGUGCGUGAUCCUCUCCCGGAAGCCGGUAGGAAUAGUAGGAGUAUCCUUUUAUUUUAUUUUUUUCUCUCUCGCUCGCGACGGCCGAAUUUUUUGUUUUUGAGUCCUUUUUGUGUCAAAAAUUUUCAAUUAGACCCCCAGAAAACUUAAAUGCAAUUUUGGACCCAUUUCUCGGCGCCAUGAGCUAUGGCGCCGAGUUUACACAUCUCGGCGCCAUAGAUCUUGGCGCCGAGCUACCUGCCGCGCUGUCGUCUACGAGCUGACGCGGCGUCGACGUGGCACCGAGCUCGGCGCCAAGAUCUAUGGCGCCGAGCUCGAAUAUAUAACCACAAAACUUGUCUAGCUCAGUUGGCAGAGCGCAAGGCUCUUAACUUUAAGGUUGUGGGUUCGAGCCCCACCGUGAACAUAUUUUU
Zea mays is the source of this 1745-nucleotide messenger RNA. RefSeq lists its product as uncharacterized. The record is from RefSeq and is a predicted model, not a curated record. The coding region runs from base 216 to 881 and encodes 221 amino acids. Gene Ontology annotation, biological process: cytokinin biosynthetic process. The transcript has 4 exons. NCBI's taxonomy places the organism in Eukaryota, Viridiplantae, Streptophyta, Magnoliopsida, Poales, Poaceae.